This is a messenger RNA of Mya arenaria, 1761 nucleotides long. RefSeq lists its product as uncharacterized. The coding region runs from base 168 to 1082 and encodes 304 amino acids. The record is from RefSeq and is a predicted model, not a curated record. The transcript is spliced from 6 exons. NCBI's taxonomy places the organism in Eukaryota, Metazoa, Mollusca, Bivalvia, Myida, Myidae.
AAAUUACACUGAAGGCCGCGCGACUCUUCAAUGGCAUUUUUGGAAAAUGGGUAUAUCUAAUUACACUGAAGAAACCUAUGACUAAGUACUGAAAAAUAUUGCCACUCUUACAGGCAGCUUACAGAAGUUUUAAUUGUGUACAGUUGGAAUUACCAAAAGAAUCACAGAUGUCAUCAUCAGCCGGCGCGAAGGGAUCGAAAUGGACAGGCCAUUUGGAGUAUUAUGACUACCAAACAAAUACAGAGAAAAUUUUCAAGGAAGUGUCGCAGCUUAAAGACGAACUCUCCAAUGAUGCCAUCGUUAAAUUGUACAAAAUGAAUCAUCCGUUUUUAAGCGUAUUUAAGCACGAGUUUGUUAUAGUCCAAGCCGGCCUCUGGUAUCAUUCGAUCGAAAAGAACGCGGAAGAGAUAGUUUGGCAAACAUCACUCACAUUCAAAGACUUAUACAAGCUUAAAAACAAAAAGCGAGGAUCAAAAAUUCCUAAUGAAAUCCCGAGCUGUAAAGGGGCUGGCGACAUCUAUCUUUUUAUAGAUUGGUUGGAUGCAGGGAAACACCUGGAACAGAUUUACCAUGUUUUGCUGAGUAAUUGUCAACAUUUCGCAAAGCUUGUGUGCGAUGCUGAACACGAAUUCAAAAUAACAGAAACGCUGAUGUCAGAAACUGGCAGCUUAGGAUCGAUGUCAGAGGCAUGGAGAUCCAUGUUCGCGUUCUAUGAGGAACACAAGCAAGUGUUCCAGCUUAAAGACCUACUUACCGCCGACAAGAUCGUUGCAUACAACAAUUUUAAAGAACUGUGUUUUUGGGAACAAUGGUUUACCAAUAACAAUGUUAAUGAGCCAUCCAGGGAUCAUCGCAACGAGAUUGUUCAGACCUACGACCCUCAUGAGCUUAAUCACAUACUUGACGUUAACAGGAUCCUUCCAAUCUACAGCUCUAAAGAUUCGUCUCAUGUUAAGCCAUGGAUGGAAUUGCAAGUUUCGAAUGAUCAGAGCGAGAUGUUUCGGCCGUACGACCCCCAUUUACUCAUCAUUAUGUGUAUGUCUUAUGAAAUCAAGUCACAAGUACAGUUACUGAGUAAUUAAAGGCCACUGGCCCAUAAUACAUAACAUACAAGAACGGCAUGAAUUGUGUCAGGGUAAUUAAUCGAUACAAGCAAAGUGUAAAUAAAAAUCAUAUCAUAUUUCCCCUUAACCAUUAAUGUUUAGAAGGAGAUGGUAUACAUAAUAAGCUAGUUUUCGUAAAUCUUCAGAUUGAUUUGUGUUUAAUAACCUAUAAAAAUCUUCUAAUUCAGUACCAUUAGAAUACCAAUUAAAUAGAUAUUGCGUUCGUAUGUCAUUAUAUUUACAACAUAUAAAGAAUGCAUGGUAUUCACAGUCUAAAACAAAAAUGUUAAUAUUAUCUAGACAAAACCGACAAACGCGUUCUUCUCUUGGGAUAUUAUUAUGCCUACCAGUUUCAAUUAACAAUUUAUGAUUUGAACAUCUAAAUUUGCUAAAAGCUAUUUUGUGUUUGUAAGGUAUGUCUAAAGAUAAGUAACGUUCCACAUUAAGCAAAGUUUUGUAUUCUUUAUAGUGAAAACACCGACUGGAACUGUUAAUAGAAUCGUGCCAGUUUUGGUUGAAACAAUUAAUAAUUCUCCGUUUAAAAACACUGAUAAAUAUAGAUAUAUCGCCAACAUCUUGAGAUAUCCAGAUAUAACCGAAGCCAUACAUAAAAAGCAUAUUCUUAAUAUAAGUUGCCCAGCAAGUGCGUCCAACUUCA